AUGGGGCGGUGGGACAGGGGAAAGUCACGACAGGGACAAGGGAAGCAGCUGAGUUGCAACGUGCAGGAUGCUGAAGGGCCAAAAAUCUGGUCUGAUGAAUCCGACGUCGGGUUGGCAGAGGGCAAGCCGGGCAAGAUGAGUGAUGCCCAGACACCGCGAAGAAACAAAGCAUGCACAGCGAAGCCUACGCAGAUGCUGAGAAAGGAGCCGAUUGAAAAGAACCGACAUUAUGUAUCCGACGUAUUUUCCCUCACACUUCGAAGAGCCGACACUGUCCCUGUCGGACUCCACGUCACAGGUGAGGACGGCUUGCUCGUGGAGCGAGUGCUGCCAGGUGGCGCUGUGGAGGCCUGGAACCGACAGUGCCCUGGUGUUCGUGAGAUCCGCGUCGGCGACCGAAUCGUCAGCAUCAACGGCCAAGACGAUCCUCAGGCAAUGAGGACCGAGUGCCUAAGCAAGUUCCUCCUCAAGAUGACGGUGCAGCGCGGGAAUGGUCUUACAAAUCUCCGGGCAGAGGCAGACGAGUUUGUCCCGCAGGUGCCAUGA
Messenger RNA from Symbiodinium natans, 546 nucleotides. NCBI's taxonomy places the organism in Eukaryota, Dinophyceae, Suessiales, Symbiodiniaceae. The record is from the annotation of a GenBank genome assembly.